This is a messenger RNA of Rotaria sp. Silwood2, 687 nucleotides long. The record is from the annotation of a GenBank genome assembly. Lineage: Eukaryota; Metazoa; Rotifera; Eurotatoria; Philodinida; Philodinidae.
AUGAAAUGUACUGCAAGGGUAACUAUAAUUUGUAUUGAGGGCCAGCAUAAGAUUCGCAAAUUUGAUGCUAAGCAGCACAAUCAUGCUCAAGAAGCAAGCAAACCUGACGUUUUGAAAGCCUGCAUUCAAAUGAAAGAGCUGGCUCAAAUUAGCAACUAUCAACCUGCACAAAUCAUUAGUAAUGUUAUCGCUAUAACAGCGCAUGAAAUACGACCAUGUUUACCACGAAAAGAUGCUUUAAGACAACAAAUCCAAAGAGCAAAACGUGUUUGUGACGUAGAAGUUGAAACGAAAACUUUGGACGAUUUUAAAUUACCAGAUGCAUCUUCUAUUACACUCAGUGGAAUGCAUUUUUCAAAAGACAUCAACGAUGGAACUGAAAGAAUUUUGCUUUUCACAACAAGUGAAAAUCUUAAAUGGCUGCAAAAAGCAAAAUUUUGGAUUAUGGAUGGAACAUUUAAAACUGUUCCAACGUUAUUUCGGCAAUUGUACAGCAUUCACGCACCUGCUGGCGAAAAUGUUAAUUCCAGAAUUGUUCCAUUAGUUUACGCGCUGGUGAGUGUGAAAAGCGAAGAAUUAUAUCAAAGAUUAUUUCAAGAACUAAAUGAAUGGGCAGAAGAAAAUGAAUUGGAAUUAAAACCAGACUUCGUAUUAACUGAUUUUGAAAAGCUUCAAUCAAUGCAGUAA